UUGGAACAGUUAGUGACACCGAUAAUGGAGGAUCCAGUGAUUUUGCCGGAAGAUACCGAUGUGGCUUCAGUUUUGUGUAAAACUGAUUAUGUUGAGGACGAUGUUGAUGUCAAAAUAGAGGAUGAUAUGAUUGACAACAUCGAAGGUCACAAUGAGACAAAUCACACUAAAAGUGAAGAAAAGCUGGAAAUGAAAGUUGAACCGGAGCUAGACCCAGACAAUCUAACGCUGCUAGAAAUUAAAGCUGAAAUGUACCGCGGUGGUGACAAUAUAAAGGGAGAGAAGAGGAAAAAACGAGGGAAAGAGAAAGACAAGGAGUGUCGAGUGUCGAAGAAAAGCCAACAGCACCAGAGACGGGCGCGGCGGAACCAGUCCAACCAGCAGUUGGAAGAACACUUCACCAUCACACAGUUCCUCACUGAGGAUGAACAGAUUCAAGAGUUCUUAAAGAGGAAAGAUAGCGAAGGCUACUUGGAGGGCAAGUUCAAGUGCCAGCUGUGCCUCAAGAGCUUCAAGGAGCAAAAGUGGAUGGACGCCCACACACAAAAACACGAGCCAUCUUCCGGUUCGUACGUGUGCACAAUUUGCCACAUCCGGAGUCGAACCCCGAAGCUGUACCGCACACACCGCGACUCGAACCACACGACCCGUUACUCAUGCAGAAGAUGCCAAUUCUUCACUUAUAGCAAAGCGCAGGCGCUGAAGCAUCACGGCUGGCACGAGGGGGUGGAGCAUACCUGCCAGCACUGUGGGGCGACUUUCCGAAAACACACAACGUACAUGGGUCACCUCCGCCGCGCGCACCCCUCGGCCCAUAUAUGCGGCGUGUGUGCUCGCAGCUUCGUCAGCGCCUACGGGCUCAACCUACACGUCAAGGCUGUUCAUAAGGAUAUAAAUAAACUGGAGAACGACAGCACUCGGUGUGAGGAGUGUGACGUCACAUUUGUGUCACGACAGAUGUAUGUCAGGCAUCUACUCAUCACCGAGAGACACAAGGACAUGUCCAGAGAUAUAUUGGGCUGCAGAAAGUGCGGCGAACAGUUCCAGAGUACAGACGACAUGGAAAAACACACGCACUAUAAAGAGAGGAAGUACGUUCGGAAAGAUACGCCGAGGCGGACCAUCAAAUGUGACGAGUGUUCAGAGGUGUUCUCGCAUCCAAACGGAGUAUACCAGCACUAUCUUCGCGAACAUCCUGACACGCCAUAUCGGUUCGCGGUGAGACGGCACUAUCUGUGCGAGCAGUGCGGAAAGACUUUCAAGUCGCCAGGUUUGCUUCAACAGCACGGGCUGACUCACCUCGGGCUCCGCCCCCCGGCCGCUAAGAAGCCCCCAGGACGCAACUCGUGCCGUCUCUGCGGGAAAACUUAUAGCAAACUCAGCGGCCUGUUCCGACACAAGCUGACACACCUAGGUGUCCGUCGUCACAAAUGCCAUAUCUGCGAGAAGGCUUUUACGGACACGUCCAACCUGAAACAACACGUGCAAGGCGUACAUCUCAACAUACGGAGGAUCAGGAAACGAUAAUAUAGUGCUUACAAGCGUAUGGGUUGUUAAUAUGUUAAAAUACAGUGAUUACAUGCGUAUGGUUUGUUAUAUGUCAAUAUACAGUGGUUACAGGAGUAUGUGUUUUAUUGUACGUGCAUCUCACGUACGAGGAUCAGGAUACGAUAGUACAGCGCUUACAUGCG
This is a messenger RNA of Leguminivora glycinivorella, 1691 nucleotides long. Its product is annotated as zinc finger protein 823-like. Gene Ontology annotation, molecular function: DNA-binding transcription factor activity, RNA polymerase II-specific; RNA polymerase II transcription regulatory region sequence-specific DNA binding. The transcript has 12 exons. Gene Ontology annotation, cellular component: nucleus. The record is from RefSeq and is a predicted model, not a curated record. Gene Ontology annotation, biological process: regulation of transcription by RNA polymerase II. The coding region runs from base 25 to 1527 and encodes 500 amino acids. Lineage: Eukaryota; Metazoa; Arthropoda; Insecta; Lepidoptera; Tortricidae.